This is a messenger RNA of Podarcis lilfordi (Lilford's wall lizard), 37392 nucleotides long. Lineage: Eukaryota; Metazoa; Chordata; Lepidosauria; Squamata; Lacertidae. The record is from the annotation of a GenBank genome assembly.
CUACGUGUUGCUGUUCAUUGGCUAAGAAGUCUGGACUCUUUGUCGCUUUGUACUGGUUGGACAAUCUCUGAGAGACCUAUUGGGGGGGUUUGGAAAUCCACCAUUCUGGUAAGUGGAUUGUGUGCUGAUCUGUAUGUAGCUUUAAUCCGGUACUGCCUCAUAUUGCUUCUUCAUGAGCUUUUACAAAUUAUCUUUCAAGUCAUCUACAGAAACUACUUAAAAAAAAUCCAAAAAACCAAAAAAAACCACCACCAACAGCAUUUUCUAGUAUCUAGCAUUUUCCUUGGCAGUUCAUUUGAACCUGAUCAAACCGUUUUGGGUGGGGUGGGGAUUUAUUUCUUAGCUGUGCCUGCUUGGAUUUACAUUCUUGAAUUUGUUCACCCUCAAAGAAUGUCCUUGUAUCAGUCUGGAACUUCUUUGCGCAAACUGAUGCUGUUGCUACUAUUUUGGCUGCUGCCAUUAAAUAAUACUAAAACAGUCAAGUAACUUUAUCCAGUCAGUUUGUAUAUUGAUAACAUUGUGAAUUUCCAUUUAAAAAUGAAAUGUUUGCACUGCAAAAAUUAACAACUAGUAGCUAAAAUGUUUGAAAGACACUCCAUUAUUUAAUUAUAUUGUAGUACAUAUGCUCUGACAUUCUAUCUAAUUACUUACAUUAACAUUCUGUGUUAGUGUGUCCACUAAACCAACUUGACUGGCUUGGUAACACCUCAAGAAGAUAAAGAAAGCAUAACCUCUGUAGCUGAUCAUUUUACAAAUUCACUGUACAUGCUAAAACUCACUUAAACUGUAGAAGAUCAUGUAGGUGCACCUUCCAUCUGUGCUAAUUACUAUUUCAGAAUACUAAUUUUGAUCUCUACCUGAUAAAAGUACAUUCCAGUCAGGACAAAUAAGCAAAUAAUAAUAAUAAUAAUAAUAUAGUAAAUGAUUAUGCUUUGGAAGUUAGUUAUGGAUCCAACAACAAAGACUGCAACCUUUGAUUGUAUUGAACUGUGCUCAGGAAUUGGUUUGAUAUUUAAAUGUUGCCUUACUGCUUGAGAGCAACCACAGCACUACUAGGUUCAUUAUAUAUGUGGGUUGGAAAUUGUGUAGAAGGCCCAGCACAGUAAUAUUUUAUUUCAGAGGAGGAACUUUCUUUAAAAUGAGGGAAUUAGAUAAAACAAUUAGAUAAAACAAAACUGAAGGCAACUCACUCUGUGAUGACAGUUUGAGCCACUGGAUGGUGCUAGAGGCUUGGAGGCUGAGCCAGUACUUGGAAGCUGGCCCUUACAAGAGCCCAAUCUACCUCAGAGCCCAAAUGGGUCUUCUCAAAGGACCAAAGGGAGAGAUGCUGCCAUGACCUGCCAGGGGGCUCCACUCUCCCCUUUCUCCCUGGCACCGAGAAAGGCUUUCUUUCUUUCUUUCAUUCAGGAGAGAGAGAGAAAGGGAAAUAGGGGGAGGAGAGUUCUCAAUGUUCAUUUGGCAAGAAGUUGUGGGUGGGAAAGAGGAUGGUCUGGGGUGGGAAUAUAUGUAUCAUUGUCUUUUGUGGGGAAGUUGUGGGUGGAAGAGAGGGUAGUCUUGGGAUGGAGAUAUUGUGACCUAUUUGUUGGUUUAGAAGUUGAGAUGGGAAAGGUUGUGCUGCUGAGGGGAAACUUAGAUUGACAAGGGUAGGAUGUUAUCAUGGAGAAGGAAACUCUGGGGAGGGAAACUGAAUACCAUAUGAUGUUACCAUGGUUAAUAAGCAUUGUAAAAAAAUAAAAAUAAAAAUCAAGACAUCUCCUUUAAAAAUUGAUGUUCUUGCCCAAAUGAAGAAAAUAUGAAUCUUAGUAUUUGCACUGAACAAUGAAGCAUUUGGGACUGAGUGCUUUUUGCCUCUUGUUUGUUUUGUAUUUUAUUCUGUUAUGUCUUGCGAGUUGCCCAGAGAACAGGUGUUAUUCAGUGGCCUAUGUGUAUACAGUGGAUGAGUGAGUAACUAAGAAAAUAAAUAAAUGUCAUGAGGUAGGAAAUUGAACCUAAAUUGUAGAUCAUGCUUGUGAAUAUUUAUGAAAGCUUGUUUUCCUUUAUUUGUGUACCAUUUGCCCAGAUCUUACGAGAUUUCCUGGAGCUGAUCAUAACAUGUGUUACAGUAAAACAAGCAACAUUCUGAACACUGAGUUGCUGGUCCAAGGGCAAAGGGUGGGGUAACUGGAGACACUCCUUCCAUGAUAUUACUGACAGACAAACCACAAGAGGUAAACAAAAAUAAGCCUUGGUUACAGUUUGUGGUUUGCCCAGUGGCGGAGGAAGGGGGUGUGCGGGUCGCCUCAGUGUCAUCACUGGGGGGGGGGGGUGACAAAAUGAUUUUUUUAAAAAAUGGGCUCAUGAAACUUUUCAGGAGUGACGUGGUGGCAUAGGUGCCUGCAGGUUCCGCACUGCUUGAAACGGCAGCAUGGAACUUGCGUCUGCCUACUGCCUCUCUCCCACAGCCGCCAUAAAACUGAGGGGGAGGAAGCGGAGAGGCUCCACAUGGCGGAGGGGCUCUCCCCCGGGUGCAGGACACCCCCCCGCACCAGGCACCCGAGUGGCUAGCUACGCCGCUGGGUUUGCCUGGAAUGAGACAAACCAUGAGCACAGCUUCAGACAUAAAUCUACAACAAACCAUGGCUUAGGCCCAGGUAACAAGGCAGCAGCAGGACUGGGGGAGGAACACUGUAGCCAUGAUGUUUGCUCCACAAACCUGCCUAUUUGUCUAUUUUUGCUAAAGCAUGGUUUUGCUUAGUAUUAUGUGUGAACAUAGUGAGUGUUAGUGCAGUUAAACAAACACUUGUAUUUUGAGAGGCAGAGAGAGUUGUGCACCCCUAUGGCUUUCAUGAAUCAUGAAUUGUAUGUAUAACUAAAGGAUUGUGCCGAAUAUGCAGGAUGGAGGGCAUGUUCCAUGUGCACAAACAGAAGUGAGAGAUUGCUAGCUGGACAUAAUAAUCAGGAACACUGAUUUGAGGAGCAGCAGGAGCCAAUGCUGCUGGUGGGGUUUACAUAAGAAAGCUUUUCAUGAAGUCACCCCCUCUCUCUCCUGUGAAAGCAACAUAAAACAGCCAAGUCUGUCAAGUAAGGAGACUGUCUCAGAAACCACUAGCUGGAGCUUCAGAAGGUGUGAUGAAAUAGGCAGGCAUCUCUCCCAACCCCUGGUUGAAGACAGUGUCACUGCUAAGUAAAAGAAUAGUUAGACCAGGGGAAAAGGAGACUGUCUUGCCUUGAACUGGACUUGGAAGAAUCUCAGAGGCUUGAAUUGCUGAAUUCUUGAAACAUAAUAGGGAACAUGAUAUUGAAAGUGCAUUUUACCCCCCCCCCAAAAAAAAGAAGCAGCCUGGGAACAGUAGUUUGUUAAGAUUGCUGGGAAUUGUAGCUCUGUGGUGUCCAAAUGAUAGAUCCCAGGAUUCUUUGGGCAAAUUUUGCUUUAAAUGUGCUUUAAAUUUAUGGCAUGUACACAGCCUUAGUUCUGCAAGCUUUGCUUUAUUAUGCUCAGCCUAGGGGUUGGACUAGAUGGUCCUUGGGGUCCCUGCCAACUCUAUAAUUCCACAAUAUGUGGAAAUAAACCCAAGGAAUGAGUUGGCACUCCUGAAAUUUCUCAUCGCUCAGAGAUUAAAGUGCAUGUAGCAAUACCUAGCAUUAUAAACAUUAUUGAAACGAUGGUAGCUCAGUAAAAUAAUUCCCAUUAUUAUUUUUAAUAUAUAAUGUGUUAGAUCCAGAUUUGCAGAGUUCUAUUGACACUGAAGGAAGGGACUGCAGAGGCAAUUUUCACUGGUUCUUCCUGUAAUCCCCUGUACACCUCUUGGAAAUGUUGGGGGAAGUAGUGUAGGGGAAAGGAGAGAGUGGGAAAAAUUACUUCCCCUCUUCCUUCCAGUGAGAAGCUACCACUGGAUUCCAAUCCAGUGAAUGGAAGGAGGCCUCGAGUUCAUUGGUGGAAUAAGACUAUAUUCAACCCUUUAUAAUUUGUAUGUUAUUUACUUACAUAGGCUUUUGCUAGAUUGCAAGUAAACUAAAGCUAAUAAUAGUAUACAAAUAAACAUAUCCAUACUAUUUUUGUGUUAAGUGAGACAAAACUUUGAACCUCUUCUUAUGACCUGUGUAUAUGUGUGUGUCAUCAAAGGUAAAAUUACUGGCAAGCCUGUGCACAGUGGCCACAAAUUUUGCUGAGUUGGUCAUUUGCAUCUGCUGACAUAAUCAGUAUUCACAUUUGUAAGAAGACAUCUCAGCUUCCCGUUCUGUGAAGUUUCCUAGUUCAGCAGAUCAAGUGGCAUUGUCACACUGGCACUGAUAAUCCCUUUACCAAGUUGGACAUUUUGUUUAAAAGAGAUUGAAAAGUUCUGCCCAAUAGCUCAGAAGCUAAAUAAAACCAAGAAAAAUAGUUUUUGAGCUAUUUUUAAUUAAAUUUGCUGAAAUCUAGACUUCUGACAUUGGUUGCCAUCUGCAGGGCCGACUUACCCAUAGGCACUAGGGGCGUGGGGCACCUGGCUGCUGGGCUCUCAGGGGCACCAGGCUGAGAGUCUCGGGCCCAAAAGUUGAGUCCAGAGAGGAGCCUGCCUUCUGGUCAGAGCGCUGCAAGGGGCUCUUCUGCUGCGGGCGGCUCUGUGCCGCAAGUUCAGGGGUGACCAAGCCAGCGAGACGCUGAGGCUGCCAGCCAGCUCCACCCUCCUGGGAGCCUGGCAUUGGGCAACCUGGUGGGGGCGCCAGGUGGAUCCUUGCACCCUGGCACUGCAUAUGCUUAAGACAGCCCUGACCAUACGUCUGGAUAUUCCCAGGCAUUUCAGCGAUUUUUGCGCAGAUGCUGUUUACGAAGGCUGAAUACCAGCUAUGUCUCAGAAGUUCCGGAGAUAUGGCAACCCUAAUUUAAUGUAAGUGCAAAAUGAUGCACAUUUUGAUACCUAGACGUUUUCCUUGUCAGUCACUCACAGCCACUUCAGACUCCUCACCUUAAUGUGAAGUGGAAGUUUGUUUGCCUGUGUGACUUUGGGGGAAGAGAACUCCAUAUGAUAAUGAAACGUGGUUGUCCUCUUCUAACUUGAAUGUAUUCUCAGUGCUGUGGCUAAUGCACUUACACAUUUUAGCUGUAGUGCCCUAGGCUGCAAAUAAAUAUUGUAGACGACAGGAUUAUUGAAAAAAAGCUGUAAUAGACAGUUUAUGUAUAAAAUAAAUAGUUAACCCAAAAUCAAAUAAUUUUUCUUAGCUUAGAAUAUGGAAUAUGGUUUACCUGUUUUCCAUUCUGUCUCCUUAGUAACAGAUGCAUCUGUUUAUGUUCUCUUAGUCAUUAAAUCCAAAGUAUGUAGCUGCUUCAAAAUAAUAAUAACAGUUUCUCUGAAUUGGCUAACUACUAAUUGUUUACUAAGAAAUCUUACAGUGAUAAUGAGGCCAGAAAACAUGGCCAUAAGUACUGUUGGUAAUGCAUAUGCCUCUCGUUACCCUGUGCUGGUUAGCAAACAUUUCUAGUCUCAUCAAUGAAUUAGUGUGCAUUUAACUAUAUGACACAAAUGGAACAGUAAUCAUUACUGUUUCUGAUUUAUUUCAGACAUUUGUUUGGAUUUCAUAGAUUGCUUGGUAACUAAUGAUACUUUAUCCACCCUACAGCUGUAACAUAAUCAACUCUGAAGACAGAUAAAUAUAAAGAGGCUUAAACCCCGUACAGUUCUUUCACUCAGAGUCUUUUGACAUCUUAAAGAAUAACAAAUUUUACUAAUGCAUAAACUUUGAAGGACUAAGACUUUGUGUUACUUUGGUUUUUUUGCUGCAGACUAACAUGGCUGCUCCUCUAGAAUUUCCUAUAUCACUUGGUUUACUAUUUUUCCAUUUAAAUACUUCACCAAUAAAAAAGAAUAUGGAAAAUAACUGCUUACCUGGGGCUCAGGGUGGAUGAUGUUUGCCACACAGCUUGGGCACGGCAGGUCCAUGGAGGUCGCCAUCUUCAAACAUGGCAGGGGAGGGGAAGGUUACCUGGCGCCACCCACCUCCAGCCUCAUUGGUCUCUCUGGUAUGCCAAUCAGAGGCAGGGGCUUGGACGCCUAUUUAAGCCUCCCCCUUGGCUUUUUAUUGCCGGAUUAUCCAUUGAACCACCCAGUCUGUUAGGAACAUACACAAUAGUGGAACGGGUGUGUGGUGUGGACCUUGCUAUGGUUUACUUAAUCUCCAUAUUCAGGGCCAGGGAGGAAUUUUCUCCUGCAAGCAAGUUGGCUUUCAGGUUUUCGCCUACCUCAUAGCAACCAUCAUAACUGAAGGAUAAGGCAUUGGGCUUAUCCUGAACCCCAUUGGAGGGAGGGGUCCAAAAGAGGUGACUCUGUCCAGGAGUCCACAGAGGGACGGAUGGGGCAACACACCUUGCCCAUUGGCAGCCUGUAAGGGGUCACAGCACCCAAUCCAUAUUAGCGGUGACUCUUCAACCUAUCAGGUAGCAGGCAGGCUGCCUGAUGCUGGAUACAUGCCCAGUGCCUUAGCCAAAUCUACUUUUUCCUGUAAUCAAUAAGGUUGUGGCCUAAUUCAACCCAAUACCAGUCUCCUGUGUACAUUCUUGUGGCCCUCCCUGCAUGUGCUGUGGCCAUUAUGUGCCUAUGCCAGCAAACUCACUUAGCAGUGACUGCUGGGCAUACACAGCUAUAUAUCCUUGGCUGCCUUACAGAUUGACCUCUGCCAGCUCUGACUACCUUUUUGGGAUGCGGAGCCUGAAUCCAAGAUUCCACAGCUCUUCAGCUGGAAAUGGUCAUGUAGCCCAGGUGCCAAACACAAAGGGGCAAAGCAUCCAUUUGUGCUUUCACAAGAGAUGGGUAAAGGCUUUGUUAAGUUUGAGGUUGGGCAAGGGGUGGAACCUGUGGCUGCCUCAUAUAGAGUUGCUUUGGCUGCAAAGGGCUUCCUUCAGGACACGGGGCUCUGAAUCUGCACUUCUUAGUUGGAUUCACUUCUUAGAAUGAAGUGGACACUCUGCUUAUAUCAUGAAGGGCCCACCACCACCUUUAUCUCUACCCCUUCUGCUGCUCAAGGUAACAUUUUGGCCCUUGAUGGGUAAGUGACAGGUAGUACUAUGCUGUACAUGUGCUUACAGGUACCAUGCACAAAACAUUUAUCUCAAUGUUAAUGAUACUGCCUAUCACCAUAACUGGAAGAAGAGAAGGGCAGAUUCGUGAUUCAUGAUGAUCCAAGGAGAAGGAACAUUCAUUCCACUUGCUUUUGCAAUCUUGUGAAAUCUUGUCAAUGUUUUCAAGUUCUCACAAAGAAUGAAGGCAAGAAGCAAGUGGAAAUUGAAGUGAGCCAAGGGGAGUUCAGCUAUCGCUAACUGAAAUUAGAAAUGCAUUAAGGUAGUGCAGUGUGAUGAUACCUGUGUACCUUUCAAAGUUGUAAUCUGAUGGGGGGUUUUGUUCUCUUGGAUUGUAUUCAUAUCUUAUUUCUUGUUUUGGUUUGUUAUAUAAUCAGGUGGGUUUUUAUAAACCCUGGUAAAUUAUUUAUAUGUAGAGUAAAUUUCUGGAUUAUUCAUUUCUUUUUGGAAAGGAAAUGCCUUUACAUGAAAAAUUAUCCCUCACUUGCAAUGGUUUGCUCAAAAUGUUUAUUGGACUGACCCCAAAUUGCUAUUUUGUAGAGCCUUUUAAGCAAAGGUGAAAAAUCUCAAAAGGAGACAAGGUGAAAAAUCUCAAAAGGAGGCAAGGAGUUGAGCUAUAAAUUAAAAGGAAAUGCUAGUCAUAUACCAUAGAACAACCACUUCUUCCAUAACAUUUAUGUGUGUUGAGGCUUGGCAAAAUGACUGAGCUUCAAGACCGGCACAUGAUUGUUGACAUGAUCUUGCUAGCUUACAUCUGAAAUCAUGAUGGCCUCAGAUAUUAUCAGUAUUCAAUUUCUCAGAUAAGACUCAACUGCAUGGGUUGCAAAGUAUUUGUGUGCAACAUAUUUUUUAUCACUUAUAAAACUAUCAAGGAAGCAUAUAACAUAGAGAUACACAUUUAAGAUUAUUCUUUGUGUGUUUCUAAAGGAUAUUUGAGCAGUGUAGAGCAAUCAAGCAAUAUUUUUGUUAACUACUUUUCUCUUUAUUUUUCUACAUAUUUUGUAAAUAAAAAAAGAAUGUGAAAGUUUUUUAUCCAUAUGAUUAAAUCUAAACCUUCUUUCUUAAAUAAUUGUAGGGAAUGUUUCCAGAGAGUGCAAGAUAGCAAAUGGUCCAUAUACCAACAUUUUUAAUGGACUUGGAUUCUCUUUUGUAUUCAGUGCUUUUUUAGGAAGUUCACACACUCAGAAAUUUAAUUAACCUUAAAUGUUUCAAUACGUUUUUUUGCUGGUUGUGUUUAUACACUGCAUGUUGUAGUGAACUGGGAUUGUUGGGUGUGAAUACUAGAAUUUACCCUCCACAGUCCUUUGAUUCCCUAUUUCACUGCAGGCACAUUCUUGAGAACAUUACCCGUUGAUGGCUUAUCCUAACCUUUGAAAAUUCAUUGGGGGAAAGCUGAGAGUAUCUGUCCAGUGUACUUGCUUUUCAAAAUAAAAGUAGAGGAAAAUAAAUCACAACCACUGUAUUCAAAUCACAUUAUAUCCAUAAAGUGCUUAAAGUUAAUUUUCUCCAAACAUAUCAUAAGUCUGCGUUCUGUCUGCUACCCUAUAUAGCAGUCUAACAAAAUUAUAAUGAAAUAUUUCUUCCACAUAACUUACUGUUUUAUAGCAUUGAGUGUAUUCACCAGACGAGAAAAGAAUGUGAAAAACAAACCUUUCUCAUCCAACAAAGGAAAUAGGAUGUUUGACAACAUGCAUUUGUCUACAAAAUGCAAUGCAAUAUCUGAUGAAAUAUGCUUUGUCAAUAAAAUAAAUUGCCAAAGAAAAUGUAAUCCUUUCUGAAAAUGCAUUUAGCUUUUAGACUGAUAUAAGCUCCCUGUUCAAAGUGCAUUUUGUUCUUAGAAUUAUUUUGGAUUUCCUGUCUGUCAAAAUCUACAGAUAAAUAUUUUGCUGUAUAUUCUGUCACAGGGUGCAUAUAAACCAUUUAAAAAUUAAUUAUGUAAUUGAAAGUGUGAAUUCAGUUAAUUCGUUCAAUUCAAUUGACAACACCACAAUUUUAAUUAAAGGUGAAAUAAAAGCCAAGGGCUUGGAUCCAGUCUUUGCUGCCACUGGCAAGUAGCUCUAAGGCACUAUACCUUUGUUAGUAAAUAGAGACACACCCUAAAAGGACAAUUUGGGGAGCCUGUGUACUGCUGUCAGUAGUUCACGUGGCAUCACACAAGCCUAUAUCUCUACAUUUCAAUACCAGACAGGCAGAUCGCUAUCAUCCAUUCCAGAAAUUAUUUCUUUCUGAAAUCCAGUAUUUUUUCCAUGUUUAUGAGUACAAAUCAACCUAAUGGUCCACACUGUACUGAUGGAAGUAUACUAGGGUCAGCAAACUUUUUCAGCAGGGGGCCGGUCCACUGUCCCUCAGACCUUGUGGGGGGCUGGACUAUAUUGGGGGGGGUGAACAAAUUCCUGUGCCCCACAAAUAACCCAGAGAUGCAUUUUGAAUAAAAGGACACAUUCUACUCUUGUAAAAACACGCUGAUUCCCGGACCAUCUGCGGGCCCGAUUUAGAAGCUGAUUGGGCCGGAUCCGGCCCCCGGGCCUUAGUUUGCCUACCCAUGGACUAGUGCCUUGAAAUAUACCAAUCUGUUAAUUUCAACCUCUUUCUCCAAAGAGUACUGGUCCAACCUGGUAAUCAGCUAAAUCUGGAGCAAUAACUUCUAAGAGAUUAAUGGCUGCUUAAUAGUUAGCUAAUUAUAUAUUGUCAUAGUAUUUCAUGUCUUGGUAAUAUUCAUUAUUAAUUGAAGCAGAAGAAGUCUCAUGGGGCUUCCCUCCAGUGAGAGGGAGAAGCAGGAAAACUCAUGCCACUUCAAUAGCCAAUAGAUCAAUCCCUUUAUAGAGGAGGCACCACUCUCAAGAAGCACCAUCCUCCUUGCCACACACAGUGAACAGCACAGAAUUAGUGAGUUGCCUUUAGGAUUGGGAGGGCACCUUUGAUUGACCUGCUGUUGUCUUUGUUUUUGCCUGGUCCACACUGUUCAGAUUGGGGUGCAGGUGGAUAAUUGACUUCUAGCUGAUUUUAGCUUGCUGCUACAACUUGACAUUUAGAGUGGGCAGGGAACUAAGGUAAGCAGUGGAGACACGCUUGGGUUAACAACCUCACAUUGCUGUCCUGCUUGAGGGGUUAUUUUGUCUGAAGUUCUUAGGACCUGAAGGAACCACCCUGCUGAGGGUGGGGAAACAGACUUCCUUACUCUUCUUCAGGUGAUUUGACUAUGAGAUCAGGAGAUUGCAUUUGACCAAUAGUUGCCCAAGACGACAGAUAAAAAUAUUGAGAUGCCCUUUAUUCCAAGCCUGAUGUUAUUUGUUGCUCAUUACUACGUAGCUUUAAGCACUUGUUAAUAAAGUUGUGAAGUUACACCGUAUACUUGCCUUACAGGUCUGUGUUCUAAGGUUGUGCAGGCAGCAUGUAGCUGUGGAGAUAUGUUAUUUUUAAAUAUGUAGUCCUACAGUGGUUCCAAUAUCUUUGUAAAUAACUAAUAAUAAUACAUGAUAAAAAAACAACAGUUUAGUCAGCACUUGAUCAAGCUGUGAAGACUUUCCAAUAGGUACCGUAUUUUUUGCUCUAUAAGACGCACCAGACCACAAGACGCACCUAGUUUUUGGAGGAGGAAAACAAGGGGGAAAAAUUCUGAAUCUCAGAAGCCAGAACAGCAAGAGGGAUCGCUGUGCAGUAAAAGCAGCAAUCCCUCUUGCUGUUCUGGCUUCUGGAAUAGCUGUGCAGCCUGCAUUCGCUCCAUAAGACGCACACAAAUGUUCCCUUUUUAGGAGGGGAAAGUGAGUCUUAUAGAGCAAAAAAUACGGUACUUAUUGCUGCCGUAAUCUUGGAUAUCAAUCCAGAAUACCUUUCCACAACAUUCCAUAUGUAGUUUGCAGUCUCUGUUGUGUACUUGAUCUGCUAACAUAUAUAAUAAGGGGAAAGCAUGUGCAACACAACAGUAAAUCAUUUGGGCUUUGGCUGGAUAUAGCAGCUACCCAGUUGUUUUAUAUUUACAAUAGUAUUUUUACAGUACUUCACUAUUUUUCUGGUAAACAAUAUAAAUGUAGGGAAAAUACAUCUUCAGUGAAACGGCCCUCAGGCUCUGAAGUAAGGCUGCCUAAUUUUUUUCAUGCCUUUUUAAUGCGUAUCACACUCUUUUUCAGGAUUUGUUACAGGUAAGUUAGCCAUGUUGGUCUGCCGUAGUCGAAACAAAAUAAAAAAAUUUCCUUCCAGUAGCACUUUAGAGACCAACUAAGUUUGUUAUUGGUAUGAGCUUUCGUGUGCAUGCACACUUCUUCAGAUACCCGAAGAAGUGUAUCUGAAGAAGUGUGCAUGCACACGAAAGCUCAUACCAAUAACAAACUUAGUUGGUCUCUAAGGUGCUAUUGGAAGGAUUAAAAAAAAAAUCAGUAUUUGUCAUUCAUGCAUGAAAGAUGCCUAUUUUCUGUAUCAUCCCUUUCUAAAAAAUAAGUUAGGUUUGUUCAGUCUUUAUUCAUAUAUCAACCUAGUUUAUGUAAUUCUUUCCCAUUCUAGUCUUCUAGUUUCUCACCUAAAAUCUGUGGAUAAUUCUGCUUCCUCCAUUAUUAAACAGCUCACUGCUGUGUUCAUGUAUCUCUUGUGUACUGUUUCCUUUGCUAGCUCCGAAUUUCAUCUUGCACUCCUUUGGUAAUCUCGCAGUGGUUUGGCCCCUUUUUUUGAUCACUUUUCUUCUGGUAGCGUCCAAGAAUAGACGAAUAUUUCCUAUAAAAAUUGUCUACAGCACUAUUCUGUCAAAUCUGUGAUUCUGAGCAUAUUUAUUGCAUUUCUUUACAUGUUUUUUGCAAAUCACAGGCUUUCUGUUAAGAAAGCAGUAAAUAAAUAAAUAUCCUCUAAAAGAAACAUCUCACAAUGUAUUUUUUAUCUGCCUUUCUGUCUUAUAUUUUUAAGUUUAUUUUUUUGAGGGCUCCUUGGGGAAUUGGGAUAUAUUUAUUUUCUGGCUUAAAACUAUUAUGUUUUUCAUUUUCAGUCAGGAUGUAGCUUUCAGUUUCCAUGAGGUUAAGGCUCUGUAUGCCCUAUUGACUUUACUGUUGACCUGUACCCUAGAAAGAUUUUUAAAGAUGUCAUAAACCAGUAAUUCGGUUUAGAUGCUGAAGAAAUGUUUUAUUUUGAUCUCUAUUUUUCCUUAAUGAAAUGGCAGAAAAUGUAUACAUAUUCAUAAUGAUUGUAUUAGAUUUAGGUAAAGAUUUUUUAACUGGUUGAAGGUUUUAUACUUCUUAAUCUGAAUGCAUUUCUGUAAGUUUUAAUUUCUUUGUAUACCAGUUUUUGAUAAAGGGUAUUUUAUAAUUAGAAAACACCAACGAUGAAAUGUGUUUCUUCCUCGUUGCAGUAUCUAGAGGUAAACCCAUUCUAAUUAAUAUGGGGUUCAGAACAGCAACAUCUCUUAUGCAUGCUUUAAAGGACAUCAUCAGGUGAAUUUUAAAAAUAGAUGAAGGAAAAUAAAGAAGAAAAGUUAAAAGUGGUAGACAAAAAUGAGUUUUCUAGAUUAAUCACUCAAAAUUAGUCUACUGCUAAUUUGAAUGAAAAUGACUACCUGUGACAGAUUGUUAAAGCUAUUAAUAUGCAGUUUAUCAAACUUAAAAAAAUUGCAUACAAACUCAAUUGUUUCUACAAACAUGGUUUUGAAGUAACGAUUAUGAAUGUACUUUGAAGAUAGUAAUUUGUGAACCCUUUAACUAGGAGACAACAUAUUAUCACCUGGAUGAGGAACUUGGUACAGUCCAUUUAUUUUCAUGCAAUGGAAGUGCCAUUUAUAAAACCAUUAAAAUGUAACCUUGAAAUUAACAUGAUGAACCUACAAGGAAUAAUUAGACAGACAAAAAGAAAUGGACUUAUACAAGUGGAGGGCUACUUCUUAUGCAAGCUUCUAAAAUACCUGCUAAUGAACAAUUAUUUUAACGAGACUGUGAGAUUGCAUUAACUCAUAUUAAUGUGGUUUAAUUGCUGGAUGCCAGUGACAAAAAGUUCAUUCUCAGAUAGAUAUGCUAAGCAGUGAUGUUAUAUUUUAGGUAGUAUUUCCCAGCUAGGAAAGCUAUACUUCUAAGUCUCCAAGCUCAUAUUCUGGUGGAAAAGUAUAUGUUACUGAUGAAACUGAACCUUUUAUAUUGGUGCCUGAGCAGCGUGCUCCUAUUAUUUUACCAUUUACUCCAUUUUUGCAGUUAUGCAGUAAACUAACUGCAUCUAACAGUAAUAAACAACAAUAUAAUAAAACAAUUAUCAAAAUUAUGAAUAAGCAGCUAAAAAUAGAAUAGCAAAACAGCAGAUGACUAAAAUCCUCUGCUAGUGGCCUACAGCGAGAAAAUCGGCUCAAUAGGCCAAAGUCCUCUCCAAGAAUCAUCACCUACCAUUGGUAAGAAGUACAUUGGCAAGAAGUAUAUUAAUACACAGGCAGGAUGAUCUUCAAUAUCAUCCUGCCUGUAUAUUAAUAUACCUCUUGCCAAUAAAGGGAGCCUUUAUAAUCUGGUUCCAAUUUAUGUGGGUUUCAGUUGUGCCUAGAAAUGAUCUAGCAGCUAGUAAAGCAAUUGUAGUCACAUAUAUUCCCCAAAACUGGCCUUGGUUAGCAGAGUAGCCACAGGCUCACAGCAUUGUGGAUUAUCUGAAAUUUCUAAACACUGUUCAAAAGCAGUUCCGAAUAGCGCAUGUCCGACUAGAGUAAUUCACCUGAAAAAUAACUAAGACACAUGUAAUCAUAGCCAAGGAGCUCCUGGGACUGUGUGGGGCAGAGCAGCAGCAAGGUCAGGGUGUUUAGGCACACUGAUGGGAGCAGCAAAUUGCCUAUGCCAGUAUGCCUAGACUGUUCUGACCUCACUGCCAUCCUGUCCAGCACUAUUCAAGUGCAGAGCUGUGACACCACUGCUGGUCAGCCAGGUCCAUGGCAUUACCCUCCUUGCCAGCUGGUCCCUAUCAUAGCAAGAUCUAACAUUUCAUAGAAUCAACACAAUUAAUCUCAGCCGUAUAGAAGUGCACCUAACCACUGCCAACACCUGGGCACUCAGGCUCAGAACCAGAUCCAGGAACACUGUGGAUCUGUGCCUUGAAGGACAAUGCUACUCCAUUCAAAACAGGUAAACCUUUAUUUCUUACUCUGCCAUUCUCUUCACUAGGAGCACCUCUGUCUUUUCUGUAUUAAACUCCAAUUUAUUUGCACUCAUCCAGUCCAUUACCAAUGCAAGACAUCAAUUCAGCCUCCUUGGAUUGAGAUGGAAAGAAGAGAUUCCCUUCUGAUGUAAUUAAGGUUUAGCUUAACCCAGCAAGAAAUCAGUAUUAACAGUGUUUUUUAAACAGGUUCCUUGCCCUUUCUUCUCACGCUGCACAAUGAGCUGCUUUCCAUUCCCCCUUGAUUUGAAAAAUGGUCUUCCAUCUAAUUCAGGGACAACUGUUUGUCAAAAAUAAAAUAAAAACCAAAACAGACGGCUACUGGACACAUUGCAUAAAUUAGAGCUACCAGCUUGUAGACCCAUAUGUCAGUGUCUAAUAGAAAACUAGGUCAGAUUCUUUGGACCAGGGGUAACCAAUAGGGUUUUCUCCAGAUGUUAUUGGACUGCAACUCACAUGAGGCCCAGUCAACAUUUCCAAUGGUGAUGGGAAUUGUUGUCCAACAAUAUCUGGAGGCCACCCUUUUGGCCACAUCUGCUUUAGAAUUACACAAAAUAUAGGGGAAUUAAUUGUAAUAAUAUAUUCUUUGACUUCAUAACAAGUCAAAUAACAAGUCAUAAGUAACAAGACUUCAUAACAAGUCAAACUAGAGCAUUUAAACAUAGUGAUACACUCUGAGCAAGAGAAUUCAUGGCCCAAGUGGAUGUGAAUAUGCUUUAAUAUUAUUGAUUACUUUGAAGCCACGGCUAUUUAGCUUUUGGCUUGCUCCAAUAAUUAUUUAUCUGUUGUGUGCAUAAAAAACUAAAUACAUUAGCAGCUAAUGGAUCACCGUUUAAGAAAAUAAAUCAUUAUGGUGCUUCUUAAAGUACUAAAUUUAGUAAAACCAAGUCAGAAGCUUUUAUCUCUUGAGCAUAUUUUAUCAAUCACAAUUUGAACUGCUGUAAACAUCUUGAUGUUCUGCAUAGUUUUCAUUAAGGACUUUAACCUAAGUAAAGCUGAAUUCACCAGUUGGUAAUCUGGUAAUGGAACUGUAGACCUUUUAAUUCUCCCACAGGAAUGUUUCUUUUUGCUUAAUGUAAAGCACAUUUUUAAACAUUGUGAUUAGAGUCUUAAAGAGAUUGGUUUUAAUGUAGGUGUCAUCUUGUUUUCAUCACAGAACUUGAUGCAAAGAUCUUUAGAACAAUAAUAAUAUGCCAAGAAAAUGGAUGCAAUCCUUACUCUAAGUAACAUGAAUUAGUGUGAAGGAAAAAGUAUCAUUAUCAUUAAUUUAAAAGUCAAAAUAUAAAUAUUUUGGCACAAAGACAGUUAUUAUGAUUUAGCCUUCUGUGUUCCAAGUCCUUUUCUGCUAUAAGCCUUGUUCUGGAUCAAGCCGCUGGUAAUUUUACUUUCUAGAAAUAAGCAGUGAAAGACAGAUAAAAAUGCAAUACAUUCUCCUGUGUUACUGCUACCCAUUAAUCUCCAUGUGUAAAUAGUGCUUGUUGCUUCAAUUGUUUGAUAUCAAAACAAAAGUUCAACAAAAUUGGACAAUAAACUAAAUGAAAGCACAAGCUAUGUAAUUAGGCACCAUCUUACUGUGCUGCAUUUCUUAUAGUUAAUUGGUUUUCAAUCACAAUAAAACUCAUUGUGAAAAUACAUUUCAGGUAUCACUGUACCUGUCAUUAAUUAAAUUAAAAACCAGAUAAUUGUGUGUAUUAUAAAAUGUGAGUGUUCAAGUUUAUUUAUUUGUAAAUCUCACUUAAUGAUCAUCAGGAAUGAAUGAAACCAAAAGAACAUUGCUAGCAAUGUGUAAGGUAUGCAAAAUUAUUUCAAGUUGUGAAAAUAAAAUUUAAGGCUAAGGCAAGACAUUUGCAUCUUUUGAAAGUGUCAUCAUUAUUUUGGUACAUAAUAUUUUGCUUUUAAAAUUACAGUACUGUGUCUAUUGCAAAGAAAAAGCAAAGGCUUUUCCGUAAAUGUUCAGCUUAAUGGACACUCUAACAAGAUCCUGGAGGUCGUGCAUGCAAAACCUUGUCAAAAUUUGGCUUCCAGAAGCUAUCCAUACAGAACUUGAAAACUCCCCUGAGUUCAUGAAACAGUUUAAGUAUAUGUUUUUUUUAAAGGGUUAUCAAGAGCCAAUAGUGAACAUAAUAUUUAUCUUUUUCAAAGUUUUUGCAUCAAAUUCCCAUGCUUCUAAACUUAGUUUCAUUUAUAUAUCUCAGAAUUGUAAUUAACUUCUAAACUUAAAUACUACGGUACCAGAUGAAGCAAUAAAAGCCCAGAAAAGCAAAAGCACAGCCACACACUUUAACAACAUCUUAAGAUGCCCUUAUCCACACCUUUCAGACUGAUGUGUUGAUGAGAACUUCGUAUCCACUGAAUUUUGUACUUCUCCAAAUGUUUUGGUACAGUUCUCAGUAGCUGAGACAUACCAAAAUACACAUUUAAUGUGAUUGUGUUAGGGGCAUCACAAAAUCCAGUGGAUACAUCAGAUCCUGUGCCACCUCUGCCCCUCCCUGCCCUUGAAAUGCUGCAGGUGGGGAUCUCACUGGCAGUAAUUUACUGCUGCCUGCUGUUUGAGCAGGUACACUGAGGCAUUCCUUGACAACUGGGUCCCCCAAUGACAGCAGAGCUUCCUGCAAAAUGGAGGCUGGCAAAGCUGUUUAGCACUGGGCAGGAGAAAAUCUCUGCCUUAUGCAAAUCUCCUCCAGUAUAGCAGAUUAGGGGUCUGAAUUGCUCUACAAUGUGAGCAUGGAAUGAAAUUAUAUGCAAAAGUGACAUUGACAGGACAUAAAAGCUUGGUGGUAGGGAUACAGAGGAAUGCUGUUCCAUUUGAGCCCCACAAUCUAUAUUAGAUUGUGGUUACUGAGAACAUACCAGGAUGAACUGUUGUUGUUCUAGUUUUGCUCUCACAUGAUAGUUUAACAAAGCACUCUGAUUAGUUUAAAACAGGAAGCUGAAGUUUCUGAUCAUCUGGAUCUGAACCCAGCCAAAGUAUCAAUGAAACAGCCAUAUAUUAACUGAAUACAUAUGAAUAUACCAAAAAUUAAACAUUAUUUUCUGAAGGUUUAUGACAGCAUUAGUGAUAUUAUACAGAAUCUGUGGGGAACUGCAAAUAUGAAGUGCAGAGUGCAUCAAGGUUUCCAAUAGUUUAUCGUUAGAAAAGUUGUAUACAUCACCACAUUUACCACAAAGGAAUUUUAUGAUCAAGGAGAGGGGAGGAGUCCUAGCUACAGGCACCUGAAAUCUCUGGGAUUAACCCAUGUGUGAAUUUCAGUGUACAAGCAAUCAUUUGUUUACAAGAAAGCAAAAAGUGGUUAAAACUAUAUCCACACAUAUACAAUAGUAUAGACAAUUUUUAAAAAGCAAAAGAUAAAAUACUGUACAACAUUGAUGCUUAGAGUUUGAACUUGAUUAAUUUCUAGAUUUCUUUAGGGUAUCAAGUGAGCAACACGAUCCCUGGAUCCAAUCAGUAUUUCCUAUCAAUAACAUCCUAUGAAACAAUCAUAUCCAAAUUGAUAAUAGAUAAAAUGCAAUAAUAUAGGGGAUCCAUGAUGACAAAACACUAGCAGAAAAGUAUAGAAGGUCAUUUCUCUAAGCUCUCUGCAUGAAGCUAGAAUUCCUUUUCAUUGCAAGACUUUCAGCUAAGGGAGUGACCUUGAUAGCCAUAUGUUCUCUCUUUAUAUAUUCUAGAUGAAUAGUUCUCUGACUAUAUAACAAUGAGAAUACUGCAGAAGGAAAUAUAAGGCAAUACCUUAGUAAAGGCAUAACUGUAGGUACACCAAAUUGCUGGGAACAUAUGGCUUCUUAUUUAAAACUUGCAAGGCUGGCUUUAGGAAAAACCAAACCUCUGAUUUAAUUGGGAUCAUCUAUAUGAAACAUUUUACUGAGCCCUGGGGAAUGAUGUUUGGAAAUAAAACGUCUUUUAGAAUCAGAGUAUGUGGGGGUUUUGGCAUUAUGUAAUCAGCUUUUUAUAUGUUAAGAUGUGGAACAGAGGGAACGCUGCCGUUUAACAACAGAAUAUUUUUUUAAUGGAUUCCCAUGUUUCCUCAUAUGACUUCCAUCCAAGUAUGUCUUCUCUGCUGAAUUCACUGUUUAUUUCCCCAAAAUCAUGGUGAUUUAUCUGUGUCCAUAAAUUAUGUGGCAUUGGUUUUGACUGAGGGUGAGAAUAGGAGGUGGAGAUCAAUACCAGGUUUUCAGGGUGCCCUGGGUCUCUGUUGGGCCCUCCUCCUAUCAGUGAGCCACAACAGGCUUAUCUCCCUGCAGUGGCUGUAAGAACUGCAAGCAGUGCUGGGCAGCUGGGUUUAGCCAACCAUUUAAACUCCCACAGUGUCGCAGAACAACACUUGAGUUCUGCGUUUUGGGAAAAUGAAAGGAUUGCAGAUCCAGCCACUUUUCACUAACAGACCAGAAAUAAUAUAUAUAUCUAUAUAUCUAUAUCUAUCUAUCUAUCUAUAUAUAUGGGAAGCCUAAGGCAGCCCGUUAAGUAUGGGUAACAGAAACCAUUUCAAUUGUAAUAAUGAUGUCCUAUGAAUUGGGGAGGUAUCUGUUUCUCUGAGAGCAGCAUGGCCUUUCUAUGAUGAAAGAAGCCCAAUUUUCACUACAGUGGUAAACCUGUGCUUGCUCUGUAGCAUUCCAGCUCGGUGGUAGGGAUACAGAGGAAUGCUGUUCCAUUUGAGCCCCACCACCACCUGUGGCCUGAACUGAUUCAGCCAAGACAUAGAGUUUACCACCCUAGAGAGCCCAUAGUUUCUCAGUAAUAAUUAGCUAAAAGCUUACAAGAGAUUUUUAGCUAAUGUUAUUUAAUCUGAUUAAUCAGAUAUUAUUAAUGAGUCAUUUAAUGUUUGAGUUGCUUUUAUGUGUAGCCUGAUUUUUAAUGCUGUUUUUAUUAUUUGGUCCACUGGUAAAUACAUUGCAUAAAUAGGAAAAUAUUGUUGGUCAGUGAAUGACAGAAAAAAUGGGAGGAAAGAUGUCUCCUACCCUUGCUCAUGGCAUAAAAAUUGCUUACUGUGCUGGUAGUGGCAGCAGUUGCAGCCCAGCGUUGACUGGAGGAGCCAAGGGCGGGGGGGGGGGGGCGGAAAGCUUCCACCUAACCAGCUGGCAUUGUCAUUAGUUGCAAGGAUUAUCAGGACUUUUUUUUAAUAGGCCAAUUGCAGCCAAGCUAAGGGACGGCACUUGUGAGGUGGACCUGACUUAAGCCUGGCUUCACUCAAGUCUGUCUUGAACGCAUUUAAACCAGUUGUGCUUGCUUCCAGCAGUGCAGUUGACAAUGGAUGUCCCACCCUCCCACCUUGCAUGUUUUGCUCACCUCAAAACAACGUCUAUUCAGGCAGCUGGCCGUUGAGAAAGAAAAUUGAUAUAUUUGGGCAGAAUAAAAACAUUUUCAACAAAUGUUGAAAACAUGUUUGGACUUCCUUCAUUGCUAAAGGAAGACAAUCUCAAAGAACCAGCACAGAAUACUGUACUCAAGGCACAAGCUUGAGUCACAGGAUGUGUUGAGCUGGGAGAGGCAGCAAGCGGCUAUUUUCCAAGAAGCAGAAAUUUGGAAAGGCAGCUUCAGUCUUCUCUAAGGUAUUGACACUCUUGUUUCAGUUGUUGUAGGAAGCUCUAGAAACUUUGGAAGCUUUCUCACAAUGCUGAUGCAAGCCUGUUCCGUUUAGCAGCCCAGAAUAGUUUUACUUCAAUUGAAAAGAGGUACAAUGGUUUGAGGUUCACUUGGAAGAAGUAGGAUGGCAUCCUGCUCCAUCCCACGUCAUUUUGAGCACUGUAGUUAGUGUGUGUGUGUGUGUGUGUGUGUGUGUGUGUAGAGGUUUCAUUGCAUCAAAUUAGGAACUUCCUGAUAUGCUACCUAUUAGAUACUGAAAUUAUAUUUCUAGCCUUUGCUGCAACUGCCAGACUUUUCCAAAGGGUUGAACUCACUGAGAUACUUUUGAAAAUUUUGAAUAGGAAGAUCAGUCAACUGACCCAUGAGAGUUUCAUUUAUGCAGAUACAGUCAUACCUCGGGUUACAGACGCUUCAGGUUGCGUUUUUUUGGGGGGGGGGGUUGCGGACCACCGAAACCCGGAAGUACUGGAAUGGAUUACUUCUGGGCUUUGGCGGUCACACAUGUGCAGAAGCGCUAAAUCGUGCUGUGAGCAUGUGCAGACACGCCAAAUUGCGACCUGCGAGUGCACAGACGCGCUGCUGUGGGUUGCGGACGCUGCGGAUUGUGAAUGUGCAUACUGCACGGAUCACGUUCGCAACCCGAGCGUCCACUGUACAGACUUGCAUGACUCUAGAGCAGUAGCCCCAUACCUAAUAAAUUCUAGCACUUUUAUACUCUGUUUUGCUGUAGUAGCUGUGGAAGACCAACUGUGGAAAAAAAGCAAGUUGUAUAGGAGCAGAGUUCUGCAUAUGUAAAGUUCUGCAUAUAAAUUUGUCAGAUAUUUGAUUUUAAAUUUUGAAAGACUAAAAUCUAAAUAUUGAGUUCUGAAUUCUGUAUCAUACUCUGAAAGUGAGGCAUUCAUUGUUGUUGCUUUGCCAUUCAACAUCAUAAGACCAAUAAAGGUUGUAACUUACUGAUAGAGCACGUGCUUUGUAUGCAAAGGGUCCCAGGUUCAAUCCCCAGUGUUUCUGAUAGUGCUGGAAAGACACCAGCCUGAAACACUAGAGAAUUUCUGCCAGUCAGUGCCAGCAGUAUUGAGCUAGAUUGACCAAUAAUCUAAUGUGGUAAAAGGUGGCUUUCAGUGUUCCAAAUAUUUAUUUAUUUACUUACUUUAAAGUGCCUAUAUGCUGACUCUCAGAAGGCUUAUGAAAAAUAAUUGGCCAAAUACUAAGCAGGAUAAUUUAGCUUCAUGUGUAUAUGGUAGGAUCAUUAUUCAUUGUGUUAAGGGCCAGUAUCUACUUUUUGUCUCUUUACAGCCUCGUCAGACCCCCCAAACAUUAUUUAUUAGACACAUGUCUGUGUGCAAUGUAAGAAAAACCUAAGUAAUGAGGCCAUUUAUGCUCAGUUACAUAUUUUUAAAAUAUGAAAAUGUGAUGUGUUUUUUCCAUUCCCUUCUUAUUAAAAUGGCUUUUGAAAAAGACAUCCUGCUUAUGAGAUUAGAUCGCUGGGAAGAACAUACGGUAACAUUUUGUAUUCAAAUAACUUAAUCUUCUAAAGGAAAUGAAGUAUCUGAGCUUACUCAUUAGUAAAUAAAUGAAUUCACCAUCUUUAUAUUCAUCAUCAGUCACCAUUCAGUUGUGUCCAGUUUUACUAAGAUUCUCUUACCAAAACCAUUCCCUUUAUUAAAGAAGUAACAGGACAUUUGUUGAGGGACUUUGACUGGAAUCCUGUAGCCACAUUUCCAAGAGUAAAGCUCAUUGAACUCAGUGAGACUUAUUUCCAAGCAGUCAGACCCAUGGUUGCCAUAGAGGUAAUCAGGCAAAGAGCCUCAGCUAUGAAUGUUGAAAAUAACCAAGAAAAAUAUUCCUUGGCUUCUCCAGUGCCACAUCCAAGACUGCCUCAGCCAGCUCAGUCAGGGAUACUGAUGAGCAGCAGGGUGGCAUAGGAGACAACUCCUAGGGGCUGAGGUCCCUUCACCCCCCAAUAAAAUAUUUGAGAGAGCAGUGCCUCCCAAAGUUGUUUGGCUUUGCCAUUCAUAUGGUGUGUGUGCUGCAUGUGAUCAAUUAUGCAGGGCGGGUCUUACCUGCCCCCCCAUAUUUUAUUUUAGAUGGCACCCCUGGUAGAUGGUACAGCAGCAGAAUCCCUGAUCUGUCUUUCUAGUCAAACAGAUGCAGAUUCUCCAGUCCAGCUCCAAACUGGGAGAGUUUCAGGUGCUGGACAGAGAAGGGCUAUUGACUACAGUGGUUCUCUCCUUGGCAUACAAACAAUAGCCCUGCACAUACACUCUUCCACACCAUUCAAACCUACUUACACUCCUAAAUCCACUAACAUCUAUAGUUCCCAUUCACAGAUUUAAGUGUCCCAGUCAGCCAACAUCACCAACCCCUUGGUACCACCCUAUCUACACUCACUUGGAAUGCUGUGGCAACUCAAGUCUUUGGAGUUGGCACAGCACCGAAAUGUGUACUCUCUCAAGGCUCCUGUAUCAUUCAUGAUGCAUUUUAAAGUAUACCCAAAUUCCUUUUCAUAGCUUACAACAGCAAGUGCAGUAUCUCAACAGUAAAACAUGUAAUAGGAAAACAUUUCAUUUCUACUGGGUAUAAUACCAUAAUAUCAUUUGUUGACGAUGCACAGUUUAAUUAAAGUAAACUUUCGAACAUCAACUACAAAUGAAAGUACAAUAGAGGUGAAUAGUGUGAAAACAGGCUGCCAUCCUGCUCCGCAAAACACAGGAAUUGGGCUCAAGAGAAAUGGUGACUAGUGCUGUGCUGAAACCCUUCCUCUAAUUUCUUGGGGGGGGGGAGACUUCCUGCAAAAAAUCCUGCUAUACAUUCUGCCUGCUCCUGCCCAAAGUGAAUUGAAUUAGAGCUCAGAAUUGGAACUGAGUUCAACAUUGAAGCUCAGAAUGAGCCCUGCCCUUUAGGAUGAGGGCUGAGAACACUGGUUCUGAAACAGUGAGCAGGACCUAAAAACUUUCUGAAUGAGAAAAGCUUAAUUUGCAUGCCUUACUUGCUAGCAGGUUUUAUGCUAAACUGUUACUAUGAUUUUUAAAAAAUUUAAAAUACUUUUUUGGUAUACUGCAUUAAGGGUCUUUGGCUGAAAAGCAACAUAUAUAAACCACUAGUAACGCAACAUAGAUAUUCAAAUAGUUUCCUGAUGGAAAAGUGGUUUGUAAUGUUAGAUCUGUGAAGCAUUUGAGGUUGUAAGUAUGAGAGACUUCUUGUAGAUCUGUGUGCUUAUUGGUCCAAGUGGUGCCUGGCUUUGAAUUGUGUCUAUGUGAAUUGAAAGCCAGAGCUCUACUUAUGACCAUAAUUUUGUUUCCAGCAUCUGUUCACAUACAAUUUAAACAUCUUAUCAAUGCAAUCCUCAUAAAGAUAUGGAUUUUCCAUUUCUUGGAGUUGGGACUGGGUAGAAUAUUGCUUAUGGCAGUUGCUAUUGUGCAUAUUUGCUUAUUAUACAGUAUAAGCAGCUUGUACAUUGUGCAACAACUUUAUUGGAUCCAGCUUCUCUGCAUUGCUGAUUGUGUUUUUGUUCAUUUUAAAUAUACAAUACAACAUGGUUAUUUGCCGGCAAUGCUUAAUUCCAAUAAGGGUUAUUAUACAAGUAGCUUUUGGAGAUAGGUAGCUACUGGUCACCAACUCAUGGAAAAUGGCCAUGACUGACCCUGAGCAUAAAACACUCAACAUUGAUGCUGCUGGUUCACAAUCGACCAGACUCACUUCGAAUGACAGCCUCCUAGAGAAGAACCUUCUUUUGGCAAGAAAAGCAUUCAGAAGAACCACAUAUUCACGGUGUAGGCUUUGCAUUGUUGAGCUCCUUUCUGUCAGCAAUAGCACUGUCAGCCAAAGCUCAGAACACUACCUUUCUCUCCACUAUGUGCACUAUGUGCUCUGAUACACAGAUCAAGGACCAGUUCCACGAGGAACUGGAGAAGGCUGUCCAAGUCUGCAAACACCUAUUCCUGCUGGAAGAUUCUGUGGAUUGCCCUGAGACCUGCGGGUAUAGGGCAGUAUACAAAUUCAAUAAAUAAUAAUAAUAAAAUAGAUAUCUCAAUGCCAGGAUUGGGGAUGAUCAUCAUACAUGGAACAACUGCAUAGGCCACUUUGGUAUUGGCAGCAUGAACGAAAACAGACAAAGGCUGUUUCUGCUGUUCUCAUAUCAAAGUCUCUGCUUCACAAACACAUUCUUCUCUACCAAGGCAAAAUGGCAAGUGUUAUGGAGACAACCAGGGUCAGGCCAUUGGCACCAGCUGGACUUGAUUAUCACCAGGUGAUUGGCACUGAACUGUGUUCAUGACCUAUAGCAAAAAGCAGAAAGUGCAGCCUCAGGUCAAUACUGCCAGAAUUGUUGUACCUGAAGUUUUUGAACGUUUCUCUCUGGACUCUGUGGAGUUCCGUUUUUGCCAACACAAUUUCUCAUACAAAGUUUACAGUGGGUUUAACUGAAACACUUCUUUGAUGUGUCUAGAUCCAGCCCUAGUCAAACAAGCACUACUGAACCACAGUAGAGACAUUGUUGAAGUAAUGUGGAACCACAGUGAAGAGGUAACCUACAACACAGCUAUGUCCUCUUUUGGCAAAAGAGAGCAGCAGACCCCAACUGAUUUUAGGGCGGCAUUACAGACAUGGAGCCUGUUAUCACAGCAAAGCACAAGGCUCUAUUGAAUCACAAGUGUGUUCCCUGCAAGAAGGUGUGUUCUGCACUGAUAAUGGCAAAGAGCAAUGCCUAUUGGAUUUCCAGACAAUGUGCCAGUGGCUACUGGCUAAAGCUGUGUCAGAGCAUUCAGCUUGCUGCUGACAGUGGCAAUACUCGCAAAAUGGAUGAAAGCAUGAAGAAAACCUUUGGAUCAACUGUCAGGAAAACUGCACUACUGAAACCCUUGUCUGGAGAAACCAUCACAAACCACAGCAAGCAGAUGAAGUGACUGGCAGAGCACUAUGAAUAACUAUGAAUAACUGACAGUAUCCAGCUCUCUGCCUGUAUUAGAAAAGCUGGGUGUCCCUUACUCCUCUGAUGAGCUGAAGAACGCCAUCAACUCUCAGGCAUGUGGGAGAGCCCUAGGACAGGAAGGAAUCCUGAAAGGUAUGGGAGAAUGUGAUGCUGACGUCCAUUACUCAGAUGAAGGUCUACCAGGCAUGUGUGUUGAGCAUGCUGCGCUAUGGAAGUGAGUCAUGGGCAACUUACACCCACCAGGAGGAACACCUCAAUGCCUUCCAUAUGUGCUGUGUCAGGAAGAUUUUGGACAUCACAUGGCAGGACAGAGUCUACAACAAAAUUGUGCUUUUCCAAGCCCACAUUCCCAGCAUGUUUGCUUUUUUAUCUCAGUGAUGUCUACUCUGGCAGGUCAUGGAAGAUGGCAGGAGCCCCAAGGAUGUGCUUUACAUGGAGCUGGCUUCAGGCACCAGACCUGUUGGCAGACCAACUCUGUGUUAUAAAGAUGAUUGCAAGUGUGGCAUGAAGGCUGGCAACAUUAACCCUGCUGUGUGGGAAUCUCUUGCAGAUGACCACAGCACCUGGAGAUAGACAGGUUGUGAUUCCACAGCAGUGAACAGAGGAGAAAUAACCGGACACAUUCAUCUACCCCAGCUGCAAUAAAAUAUGCCUCUCCUGUAUCGGUUUCUACAGCCACAGCAGGCACUGUACCUCUCCGUGGUUUGACUGUACCCCAUCUUUACACACACUUCCAUUGUCUCUCAAGACAGAUGGAUGCCAACAAUCUUAUUGUAUGAGUAGCUUAUGGAGAUGGGUAGCAAAAUAUUUCUCACCAUCACCAUAGGUAUCUGGAGAAAUCCCUUAUCAUUCUGAUCGAUCUCUCAACUAUAAAUAAAUGAUUCUGGGGUCAAUCUGAAAGGGGGGCGGGAAUCAUGAAAGACUGCUUUCCAUGAAGUGUUUUUCAGUCUUGCUCAGAUCUAACUGAAAAUGGAAUAAAGCAUACGUAUUUCAGGUAGAACAUGACUUUCUGCUUUUCUUUUAAUUACUUAAGUUAAUAUGCAUCUUGAAUACUUCAUUGUUGUCAUUUUUAAAGAGUUCUGUGGGGGGAAAUAGUAAUUUAUGAAAAUGAUUCACUAAGCCAGCCAUUUGUUUUGAGUUUCCUAUAACAUGAAGAUGAUCGCAAUCUGCUAUAUCAUGCUGUUAAAAUGAUGCAUAAGCCCUACUAGCAUUCUCAAAUGAUGGAGUAUUAUUGCAGCCUCUUAAAUGUUGGGCACUGAGAUAAUUUGGCUGGUGUUGAGGGAAGAAUGUACUAUAACCCCUGUGGCUCAGCUUUCAUUGAAUAAAUAUAGCAUGCUGCUUCUUUUGUUCUUCUUGUGUGUGAAAAAGCAAUUAAUGUGUCCAAAAAGAAAUAUCACAAAAUGUUUACUAUUUUCUAUAAAAAUCUACAUUAAGUCAGUUUUUUAAAGUUAUUUGCACCAUGUUGCAGGCUGUUAUCUCCAAAACACCAAAUGUUCCUUCUACCAUAUCCCUUACUGAAAGGUAUAAUAAUUGUUCUAUUAGUGUGUUUUUUACAGCUAACAGUAGUAUGGUAUCCAGAGAUGCUAAGAGAAAACAUGUUAUUUCAUUCUUUCUAGUCAAGAAAUAAUUGCUACAUACAGCAAAUGAAGCUUAUGCACAGAUCAUUCUCAUUUAAAUAAUAUAUUGAUUUCCCUUUAGCAAUGAACUAAAUUUGCACUCUGCAUCCCAGGAGUCAAGGUUCCUAUUCCAGAGAGGAGAAGGUUAAUGUGUGUGUGUGUGUGUGUGUGUGUGUGUGUGUGUGUGUAGUCUGAUCUAGUCAGGUUUUUAUUUGUAUUUUUACUUUCACCUUGCUGUAUCAGAGACCUGCUUUUUAUGGAAUACAGAGCAUACUUCCCCCAAGUUGCAUUACACCCUCCUUAUAGCCUGAAAAUGCAGGAUCCCUCUCACUGUGUCAGAUAUCUAAUACAGUGGGAUGUGAAAAGGGUUUGGCCUAGUCCAUUAUCCAUACCCUGUAAGGUCUCAAAUCCAAAGGAUAAACUUUAAAAUAAAACAACAACAACUGCAAUGAAUGAGAGGCUGUCAUAAGGGGUCUAGUGUGUCAAGUCCUAGGGAUUCUGCAUGAUCUUUUGCUCAAAGGCCACCUGUAGCCCUUAACAUGCCUUAGUUGCAGUGUCCCUCAGGUGUCCAAUCCACAUUCUGCCACAUAAGUCAUCCCCCCAUCCACUACCAAAUUUUGCUUUCUGGAGGGGAGUACCAUGUAAAUCCCAGCAAGAUAACACGAAGGGGGCAUGAUUAAGCUAGGGUGCACAGGGAGAGCCAUCCCUCUGUGCCUUCUUCCCAUUUAAAUCACAUUCAUCUAAACCCACUAAAUAAUUAUUUGGCAUGUUGAGAUGUGGGCAACCUCUCCCAGCUAGGAUGAAGAUGUGGUCAGCCCUUCUCCACACCAACAAGGAGACACUUUGAAGGUCAGGAGUUAUGUAUGUGUUUACGUAUACCACUGGUUUGUGGAUGCCCCACCCAUCAACUUUUGCAUGUGACCUUUAUGUCCACAGCUGUAUUACGCUGUGAUCUCAAAUGUCCUAAGACUGACAAGAUGCAAUGAGGGGUGGGAAUUUCUUUUCCUGUAUUUGAAACUUGCCUAUGCUUUCUUAGACAAGGCUGCCUGAAAGGCAGUAUCAGAGGCUACCUUUUAGUAAUGAGACUAUCUCCUGCAUUACAACCUACUAAAUUCAAGCCAGAGGCUUUUGAGAAAAAAUCAGUCAAACUAUUUUGUUUGGGUUGGACUUUACUGACCAAAUUAGCUAAAAUUGUUCUGCAGGUGAUUCGGUUUCAUUUUGUUUUUGUUGUCGUUUCCUUUUUACAUGUGGAUUUUCCCCCUUUCCGUUUAAUUGGAUCUUCUUGCUUGCUCUUGUACACAUUUCUUCCGUUUCUUCCUUUGCAUACCCCUGGGACUGAAAGAAAUUUUCAAUUUCUUUGUACAGUAAAUGGUUUAACUGGACUUCAGUUUGUCACUGUUAACUCUUUCAGGUUUAUGGGCUUCAAAAAUUAAGACUUUUGCUCAUUGAAAGACAAAAGGCUUGUAUUUGGGGAAAGGUUAACUUUUAACUUUUAAUAUAUACAGGGAUGAAUUAAACUAACUGGCCCUGUCCGUGUUUGAAAAAAAGCAAAGGUCCUGACUUCCUUUGUCUCCUCAGCCUGGUCCUCAGACCCUUGUUGGCAUAAAAGAGUCCACGAGAAGAGUGUCCUUGCAGAGUAUUUUCUGCUUUUAUUCUUAAAAGUCUCUAUCUGCAAAACGACCAACCAACUGUACACACAUCAACACUACCUGCGUUCUCCAACCAACCCACACCCAACACUAACAUUGGCCACUCUAUAUAUACAGGUACACUUAGGUGAAAGGUUGCAUGAGUCAUUGUAGGCUGCUGACUCAUGCUGACUUAGUUCUAUUAGCGUUAAAGAAACAGCGGUCAAUUUUUGGCCGUGACAGGCCCCACCAGUAGAAGCCCGUGCAAGGAAUUCUAUUAGCAUAAUAGGGCCUUUGUUCUUUUCCUCCCACUGCUCUAGGGGAAAGUGUGGAGAGGGCAGGGCAGAUGGUUCCAUCAGGCAAGCAGAAAUGUUACAUUGAAUUCCUCCCAGGGUAUUUAACCUUCUGUUUUAGUGACAAUUAAAACUGAAGAAACAAGAGAGCAAAUUUAAUCUUACUGAAAUUUGAUUAGCAUGUCACUGAUAGCUUCAAAUGAGUGUGAUCAAGGUUUAGAUUUGUUUACUGCAACCUAAAACUAGAACAUUAGGGAACUGAGGGGGGAAAGAGAAUGGAUAUAUUUUGCCGGUUUUGUCAAUGGGUUAGCGUUUCCAAACUGCAGCUAAUCUUCAGUAUGGUUUGUUGAAAAAAAGGCAAAUUCAACCCAUAGUUUAAGAAUCUGACUUGUUUCAGGAUUUAGCCUGCAGACCAGGCAAAAUUAUGGAAUUUUGGCUGAUACAGUAGAUUGGAUCAGUGCUCUGAACCCUAUAUACUUCCUGUUCAAGGACCAAGUCUUUCUUGGUGUAACUCAAGGUUCAUAUACUGUUGUUUAAUAGGGAUAGUAAACUUCCUGUACCUCUAUUAUUUCUUUGUUGUCCUUCUGACAUUCUCCUCCAAAUCACUACCUUCCCACACUUUCCCCUCCCUCAAUCAAUUUUUUUCUCCUUUUUGGAGUAUCCCUGGUACUUGAAAAUCAAGGCUGAGUGAGGGCAAUAUGUGGGAAGGCAGUGAUUUGGAGGAGAACACAAUAGGAAGAAUGAAGAAUUAAUGGAGGUGCAUGCAGGAAGCUUACUAUGUACUGUAAAUUACUACAGUAUGGGUGAGCUCUUAUAAAUCACAGUUUUAGCUCAAGAGCAGCAUGUAGACAGAAUAGACAACUGAGCAGAGUAAUUAAUGCUGUGCUGGCUGCUAACAAGGAAAACGAGAUUAUCAUCACAGCAAACUAAGGCAAUGCAAAGACAGAAGGGAGGUGUUUCAUUCUUGCAUGCAGUGAUCUGCGUAACUCAUUGUAACUUUUCAUCAUACACCCAGAUCACAAUCUUGAUGGUAAAAACCUUUAUAAGUCAUCAUCUUACAUUCUUGCUAUAUAUGUAUAAUGUCAUAAUUUGUAUUCAGGCAAGUAUGAUGACUCAUAAUACUCCAGCAUUCUGUGUUAAUGGAACUGUUUUGCAGAUUCUUGUGCUAUUGAUGCUGCGGUAAUUCUCCAAUCUGCUACAGUAGAAAAAUGUUAAAUAAUAAUGGGCUGUGGAUCUGUUUACUUCAUGCAGCAAAAAAUGAAAUGUCCUUGAUACUACUGUUAUUCCUCUUACAUUCUGGUUUGAAAGGGCCUAGUUCAGCAAACAAAUAGAGGGAACACAUGGUUCACAGGUGGAACAAAUAAAAAUAAAAUGAAGGUGGUUUGUUUAUUGAUGAGCACAGCAGCCAAUGCUGUUUUACAGUUUAACAGCCUAUGAUUUUUACUCUUCACUUAUAGCAUACAAACUAUCCCAUUUUCUGCUUUACUACAACAUCAAAAUGUGCAAAAGGUAGACACAAGUCACUGACAUUCAUCAAGAAACAAAGCUGUAUGAACAUUUAGUAUAAUUAUUUAUAUAAUAUAAUAGCCAGAAAAGUGAGAAAGCCUUUUUGCUCUGGGCUGAUAUGAGCCACUGAGUCACUGUCCUGUGCUUUUACAGUUACUCUGUUUUGUUUUUGUUUGCAAUUCACCAGAAGGGAAUGGGAAGAGGAACAAUAUAGACUUGAAUCCAGGGACAAAGGUGCAUUACACCUUCCAGAUGCUGGCAGCUGUACAAAGGUCCACUGACUUGGCCCCAGGAUCAUGGGUGCCCAGGGCCGUGCACACCAUGUGCACAUGCAUCUGACAUCAGCACACCCAUGGCAUGUGCUGACAUCACAUGCCCGGGCACAUUUUUUAGAGGGGGCAUUCCCCACCGCAGACUCCCUCAUUGGAGUCUGGCUCCUUGUUCCCAGUGGCAGCUCUGCUCUAGGGUCAGGUCUGACCUGGGGAUGGAGUGGAGGAGAGGUGGUUGUGGCGGCAACGUUGCCACCCCUCUCCUGCACUAGGCUACAUACAAGAGGGAGCAGCUAGCUCCCUCACACUUAGCUUCAACUCUGCUUGGGUGGAAAGUCACGGCUGCAGCUUUGCCGCUGUGGCACCCCUCUCCUGCACUGGGUGGAGGGUAGGAGGAGAGGCAGUGGCAGCUGUGUUCCUGCAACGGCGUCUGUCUGCUGUAUAGGGCUGCUCCCAGCCGUGGCUCUGCUCCUGGGUCAGGUCUGAUCCUGGAGGCAGAGAGAAGGGGCAGAGUUGCGGCAGUGUUGCCACCCCUCUCCUCAACUGGGUAUCACUACCCAAGGAUGCUGCUAAGGCAACAUUCUCAUGCCCUGCCUGGCCGCAUCCCCUUGGCGUGCACGACCCUGGCACAAAAAAAUUGUGAGUGCUCAGCCCCUUCACGGGGAAUGUUGUGUGGUGAAUGGGUAGAUAUUCAUAAAAUGCAUCACUUUUUUAUUUAUUUAAAAAGUCACUUAUAACUAUCAAGGUGGGACAAUGUUUGAGGAUGUUGUAAACCUCUUUUUCAAAGCCAAUCUCUGUUUAAGGAAAUACUUUCCCUGAAACUGAGCUCGCUACAAUGGGACACAUUAAGUUGUGCAGGCAGUGUGGGCUGUGCAAGUCACUGUGGUAUUUCUAUGUACAAAUCAGAUGGGAACUGGCCAGUUUUGACAUAUCCAAUUUAUCCCAUUUGGACAUACUGCAUUAUUAACAAACUAUGAGGAUAAAAAAAUAGAUUAAAAAGUCUUAAAGCAAAAAUGCAGACACUAUUUAAGCAAUGCACUUUAAAAAAAAAACCUCAUGUACAUGAUUCAGCAAUAGAUUGGGAAGCUUAAUUUUGGAUUUCUGAAGCUUUGGUGUUGUGAAUAUUAAGGGUACACAAUUGUUCUUGAUGUGUCCAGGAUUUUCAUCUGCUUCCUCUUUUGUAUACCUUUCCUCAAAGACUGUGCUAUUCUUUAUAUGUGCAUUUCACCCCUGAGAACAAAUGUUUCACUGUUCUUUUUUCUAUGAUAAAAAAGAUCAAUGGCAGCAGCCUGACACUCAUGAGCAAUCUUAUUAUAGCAAACUACUGUUCACACCCAAUGCAGGAAAACAAUUUGGUAAAGAAAUAGAUUUGAAUUUCAGGCUGCCAGAAGAUUAUUGCAAACCAUGGAAAGAAUACAAUUUCAUGAAAUAAUUACAAUUGUGUUGCCGCUUACAUUUCAUAGAAAUGUAGACAUGUUACAGAUAUAGAUAGACCUGAACACUGGGGAGGUAUCUGCAUGUUUCUGCUUACAGAGUAGUGCUUCUCAGGCCCCUCUCCAUUCUCUUGUGCCCCUGAAAUGUUAUCCUUCCCCAGCUGCAGGGCACCCUUGAAAACAAUAACCAUGGAGUACAAGGAGCUGCUUUAGAAAGACAGGUGUCAGGGCUGAAACACAGGCAAUGGUUCAAGGUGAGCAAGAAUCUAGGAGGUCAAAGCCAAGAAACAAGCAGACCAGAAAGCAGGACUGAAGAGGAAACUAGAAGGCAGAACCAUAAAAUCAUAGAAAGCAGGGCUUAAGGACAAACCAGUAUGUAAAUAGGAGCACCUCAAAAUUCAGGGCAAACAUGUUAUUCAGACAAGGCUCAGUUUUACGGGAAUCCCUUUUAUGGCUUUUCUUGAUGAAGAGGGGCCAGUGAGUCAAUACACAAACACACACUCUGAAUGAACGUGGUUUGUCUGUCCACCUGUUCUUUCUAGUUUGGAUGCCUCUCAAGAUAAAGUCUCAACAGUGGGUCUACUCUGUGUAAAACUUAGCUGAAUGCCACCAACUAUUGUUAAAAACAGUUUUGGAGUUUCUGAAGAGUGAGGCUAUUGAUCAUUACAGUCCUGUGAGUCUUGCUUGCAUAAGACUUUAUGAUUAAGUAGAUGCACUGGAUGGAAACUAAGCUAGAGGUUUGUUACAUGAGAACUGUGAAGUAAAUAUGAUUUAUUUAUAGGGUCUAUGCUUAAAUAAAAAUACUCCAGUGUGAAAGUAUGUUUAACGUUUCCAUUAAUGCAUGGCAUUAAUUUGAUAAUCUAAACCAUUGUGCAUGGGGUAGGCUUUAGAAUAGUGCCACUGGUCUGGGUACCUGUUUGGCACUGUUGCUGGGACGUGCUAUGAUUUGGGCCAGUGAAAGCACGGCAGUUAAUCAAUGCCAGACAGCUGCAAUGUUCUGUCUCCCCAAAGUCAAUGCCUGGUGUCAAAUUGCAUUUUUGGAAACAUAACAUGGUACCCAUCCCAUCAUAAAAUUGCCAGUGCUACUGGAUAAGGGUCUGGUGGACAGGGGAGGAGGUGAGUGGCUGAUGGCACUACAACAGGGCUGUCUGAGAUCCUAAGUGGAAGUGGGUGCUAGCAGCAAUCCAUGUGAGGGCCCAGUGGUAUUAAAACCCCAGGCAGGACUAAAGAUGGGUCUUUGUGUCUGUGUGUGAUUACAGCAUGGAUAGGCAAACUAAGGCCCGGGGCCCAGAUCCAUCCCAAUCGCCUUCUAAAUCCGGCCCGCAGACAGUUUGGGAAUCAGCGUGUUUUUACAUGAGUGGAAUGUGUGCUUUUAUUUAAAAGGCAUCUCUGAGUUAUUUGUGGGGCAUAGGAAUUCGUUAAUUCCCCCCAAAAAAUAUAUAUAGUCCAGCCCCCCACAAAGUCUGAGGCACAGUGGACCGGCCCCCUGCUGAAAAAGUUUGCUGACCCCUGGAUUACAAUGUUGGAAGCUAAAGCAUACAUUACUCUGUGUCUACUUUUAUAUUUAGGAAGUUAAGACCAUCCACUAAUGGAACUUUAAUAAAGGCAACCCCAAAUUUGUGUGUGGGUUGCAUUCCGGGUCACUGCAUGCAUUUGUGGAACGUGCAUUACCCACCCCAUUACACCCCCAUCAUGCCCUCUUCCAGAUCCAAAAAUGGCCCAUUUGUGCAUGGGCACACGUUCUUUGAACAUGUGCAAAAUAGGAGUUUCCUGUACAGUGGUACCUCAGGUUAAGUACGUAAUUCGUUCCGGAGGUCCGUUCUUAACCUGAAACUGUUCUUAACCUGAAGCACCACUUUAGCUAAUGGGGCCUCUUGCUGCUGCCGCACCACCGGAGCACGAUUUCUGUUCUCAUCCUGAAGCAAAGUUCUUAACCCGAGGUACUAUUUCUGGGUUAGCGGAGUCUGUAACCUGAAGCGUAUGUAACCUGAAGCGUAUGUAACCCGAGGUACCACUGUUUAGUACUUUCUGGUUGAGUGUUCUGUUAUAGAUUUAGUUCAAAAUAAGUUGUGACAUAACUUCUAGGGAAUAAUUUUUAAAUGAAUUUAUGUUACAGUACGCUGAGGAGAAUUAUUUUGCACUCCUAGUUUAAGAAAAGGAUAUCUUUUAGAUAAGGUAUUAAUUAGCAGAUAGUUAAUUUAGGGCAAAAUACUGAGCUUAAUGUUUUGUGAAUGGAAAUGAGGGUGUCCCAUGCUGAUUGAGCUUCUCUUUUUAUGCCCAUAAAUUUUACCCAUAGCUCAAGCUGUGUCAUUUUUGAUACCAACUAAUUACAUUCAAUCUAAGUAGAUGGACAGCUAAAGUGAAUCAGCAGGACAGCGUUAAAUUAGCUCUGUCCACCCAUGGUAUGCUUGUUAGGAAGUCAUGAAUACCUUCUAUUGGCUUUCUGUUAGUUUGUACGUGGCAGUAUUUUCUUUUUAAAUCUCAUGAACAAAGAGUUGUGAAUUACUGUACAAGAUUUUCAGAGUUCUUGUUGGUGACAGUGCCAAAGCAUGAAAAUGUUUUGUGACUUAACUUGGCUUCAAAAUCAUUUUAAUGUUCUAAUAAAUAUAUUGGCUUAAAACUGCACAACAGUGUUAUCAGAACAUAAUUUCUUCGCAAAUAUUUGCUCAAGUGCUGAAAGGCAAUAUUUAAUAUCCAUAGCUGUAAAAAUUGAAAAGUGUGAAUCUCUUUUCCCAGAACAUAAAGCAUUUCUUUCUUCCAGAUAAUUUGGUUUUUAUGUCACCAAACAAAUGUAAUUGUUUCAUUGGUUAAAUUGUUGUUUAUAAAAAUAAAUAUCAGUUAUCACACAUUUUCUAUGAUAAAGUAAUAUUGUGUUCACAGGCGCAGUGUGCCCACCACCUGGGUGCCUUGCAGCUAUGUUCACAGAGACACGGUACAACUUUCUUGGACAAAAAUAGGCCACGUUUACAGGUGUGUUUUGGCUUAGGCAUUGGGUAAUUUCCCAAUCAGUCAGCGCGUCUGCUGACUGCCAGUCCUGGGGUUGAUUCUGAGAUAGGAUUGCCCCAUAACAUACAUCAAGUAGGAACAGCCCCUUAGAAUCACCACCCUGGGAAGUGUUAUGGCCCUCAGUCCCCGCUCUGGGUUUCAGACAGAAACACCUUCCCUAAGAACCCUUUAAGAGACUACCAAGAAGGGGAAGUCAAUGCUAUACGGCCUCCCCCCCGUCCCCCAUUCCUUAUUAUGGAUCCCACCCAAUGCCUUAUCUGCCAAUGUUGUAAUGAUUGCUAUGAGGCAGGCAAAAACCCUGGUGGGUUUUCCCUGAGCCCUGCCCUCCCCAUGGCACUAUGUUUACCGUGCAUGUUGACUGGUCAGUUUCACAGGCUGGCAAAUUCAAACUCCCAAUGACUGUCAGGAGAGGAAUACUUCUCCCACCAGAUUUUUUUAAAUUAGGGGGCUGGGUCUACAACAGAACAAUAUGUUUCAGUAGAUCAGAUUGAGGUAAAUAGUUGCACUAGCAGGAACCAGUACAAGAAGUUCCAUUAGUGCAAUGACCUCCCCUCAGAAAACUCCCAGAAAAGAAAUGCUUGUGCUGAUGAAACAAUCUUCUUAACACUGCAUUGUAUGCUACUCAGUGUUUUAUUAACAAGAGUUACAUAUCUUCAUCUAGGAAAUGGCAUACACAUGCGCAAAACACCAUACCCUUUAUUGCUUAAUAGAUAACAGUGGUCUAAGCCUGAAGGUCAACAAUUUCAGGGAGAAUGAUAAUAUUAUUGCCUAUAUAUUUAUGAUAAUGUCUUUAUGUCUCUAGGGAACCAGUUGAUACAGUGGCUAGCAUGCUGAGUUAGCAACCAAGUUAUAUGAAACAGUCUUGCACACAUUAAUUUCUCUCGGAGUUCCAUGGUGUCAUGUUCAGGGUAUGUUCCCUGUUUCCUCUUUGGUUGUAGAACACAGGGUAACAGAGAGGCAAGCAGGACAAGUGAAAUAUCUCCAUGAAAUAAAAAAUGCUGAGACUCUUAACUUUUGUCUUAUAAAAAUAAAACAAAGUGCCUGGCUGUAGAGGGAUUUCUGCAAUUACAAUGGCAUGUUUUUCAGUUGCCUUGAUUAUGGAAAUUGUUUCUAGAGGCCACAGCUACAUCUGUAUAGGGUUCAGGUCAUGGUACAUUAGCUGUGUCCAUACUAAUGAAUCCUUAGGGAGUCAACAAAGAAUAAAUUUACAAUUAAUCCAUCUGUGUAGAAAAAAGCUAUGGUGGUAUUUGUUGGGCUUCCAUGGACAGCGGCACAUCUAAUAUCCCAGUGCCCAUUCCUCUAGCCUUCUUUUUCUUCUGUUGCACAAGCACUCACAAUCCAUGGGAUAUUCAGUUCACAGUUUUUAUUAGGGGAUUACGUGCUACAUCACACUCUGAUAUUUAUUUAUUUAUUUAUUUAUUUACGGCUAUUAGCCCAUAAAGUAUGUACAAACAUAAAAGCACAGAGGCAUAAAGACUAAUAUAUUCGGCACCAGAAGGUGAACACCAUGAUGCAGGGGUGGGUCAUUGAGCAGAGCCAGAUAACAGCUUGGGGCCCGGAGAGCUCCAAGGGACGGAUCCCAGAAAAGGAGAACUGAAGACGGGAUCCGACAUGCACUCUCUUCAAAACUGUCCGAUUAGUUUUUGAUGUUGUUGUUUUUGGUGGUUUUUGUGUGUGAGAUAACUGCAUUCAGGAAUCUCGCCACCUGCAGAGUUACAGAAGGAUCUGUAUCCUGCAAAAGUAGUGCGGCAUGUGACUCAGCAGGCCUGCCAACCAAGCGCAGUAAAGCAGGGCCCAGAAAUUUAGUCCUGGCUAUGCUAUGUAGGGGACAGUUGAACAUUAUAUGUGAGAGAGAAUCAACAGUUUUCCCGUCACACACGCAUAGCGGAGACACCAAACCCUUGGAAAAUCUGUGGCUCAGCAGGUUCGAUGGAAAGACAUUGAACCUUGCACGAAUAAAUGCAUGUCGGUGUGGUACAGAUGAAAGAGAUGACAUGUAUGAUGGAAGGCCAAGUGGUGAGGUUAUUCCGUGAUACCUGGGGGAGCAGACACCCUCACCCCCGGCGAGGUUGUGUUGAUUUUCAAUGUCUGCUAAUCUCUGCACACUCUGAUAAUUACUCCCAGAAAUGGCAGUGAUACAUUCCCCCUUUGCAUUAAGGCAGCCUCACUGAAUUAGGAUUUUAGACAGUCACCUCACCACCACCUCAUCAGCCAGUGGUUCUACUCAAGAGCCCUUUAGUAUCGAGUAAAUACACUUCAACAUUUAUUUACAUAGUCAUUCCUACAUACUGUUUGUAUCACACCUUUCCCUGUAAUGCAUGCAUGUGUCAGGGCACUUUUCUCUCUAGAGCGCAGUCUAGAAGGAAUAGUAUCAACCACACCUUUAGUCCUCAGCAUCUUCCCCACAUUCUUGGGAGCCUUGGCCAGAAGAAUCCUGCUCCUCCCUUGAAAUCUGUGCUCCUCCGCCAGUAUCUGCUUUUCUCCUGCUGUUUAAUCUCUUGCAGGAGACAAAAUUUUCUCCUGGUUUUUCUGCUGUAUGGUCCAGCUGGCCUGAUAAGUAGGCCAAUGCACCAUUCCCAAUCAAGCGGUGCCCUAGUUUGUCCUACAAAUCUGGAGCUUUUCACCUAACGGUAUGCAGUUUGGCCUCCCUAGAUUUCUCCAAUCAAGGUGGCUCAACCACGUUUUACAUCUACCUAUGUGAGGUCUUUGCAAAGAAAGAACACUGAGAAGCUUUGUUGUUAUAAGAAAUUACGAAAGAAGAAUCAAUUUGGUAAAGAAUAUAUUGCAUGCUGCAGUGUUUAUAUUCUGCACCCUGUAAUCUACUCAAGACUGACACUGAAAUAUAUCUUGUGAAACUUAUACAACUUUCUUUGUGCCCAUCAUCAACUGGCUCCAGCAUUAAACAAUCUGCAAACUUACUGUUCAUUUAGGAAACAUCUCUACAGCACAAAAAGAUUAUCCUCUCUUUAAAGGGAAAACGUGCCUGUCCACAAACAAAAGAACUGUGA